AGCCAACGAGCUUUCGUGAAUAUUAAUUUAUAUCUAUCAAAAUUACCAAGCAAAUACUUGAUUUCGCGAAAUCAUUUAUAAUCGGAAUUUUCUAGUUUUACAGUAUGAGUCGAGUCAGUUGAAUAAGCCUGGGCUUUUGCAAUCUAUCAGACGUGUAUGGUGAACUUACUAGCAGCGAACCAUAAUUUGUCUACACAUGAAUUACCCAUCCUUCAGUAGAAGGAGUUACGGAUUCUGGACACCUGCUUUGGAGAACGGAAUGUUAUUACGGACAUCAAGACUAACCUACGUCAACAAGACUAAGGACAUUUCUCCAAAUUAUUCGCACGACCAUGAUCAAAGGAAUUGAGUUAAAGCAGAUAAUAAUUGGAAAAUAACGCAUCAUUGAAGCAUAUGAAAAACUAUAAAUUGAAAAUUUAAUAAAGACAAACCAAAUUUGUGUUUUUGCACCGAAGACAAAACGUACUUUAGAUGAAUCUUGGAUUUUACAUUGCAAAUCGGACACGACUGUUAAAAUGAUGUAGUACCUGUAAAUAGAAAAUAAUCUAGCUUAUCAAAAAAUGAUGGGAAAGCUACAAUUUAUGAAGGAUCAGGGGGUAUUUGUCAUACUUUAUUAAAGGAUUGUGUCAAAGAAUUUGCCGUUACUACUGUCUUUUUAGAAGAUUGAUCACUAGGCAUACAAAAGAAGAUGCUCUAGCUAUUAAAACCUUCACUGGUGGUGAAUGGUUUAAGUAGACAAUCUCCGUAGCAGUUUAUUUGAAAAUGGUUGGACCAACUGUGUUCUUUUGGAUUUGCUUGGCAAUUGUUCCAUUUGCCUGCUUUGGGAACAUCGUACUCUUAAUUGCCUUGUGGAGAUACCCCAAAUUACGUCAUCAAAGUGGAUCAAAUGUGGUAUUUACAGUGGCGCUAGCUGGUUCGAAUCUUGUCACUACAACUGUGAUGUUUCCGUUAAAAUCGAUUGGACAUUUUAUCGAUAGCGAUCUAAGAUUUAAUCCUACAGCGUGCUUGCUUGGAUGCCAGAUGUUAUCAUUUACAGGGAUUUCAUCAGGGUUCAUUCUUGGGUGCAUAGCUUUUGAGAAGUAUAUUAAGAUUCUUCACCCGUUUUUGAACUCCUCCUUCACAACACAGAGAUGUUUGAUUAUCGUCUGCAUUCCUAUUAUGCUUUGGGGAUUUUUUUCAUUUGCGCCUGCGUUUGGAUGGAAUCUUUAUACCCCAGCUAUGAAAGAGACGUACCGUUGUGACAAAGUAUUGAUACUUCCAAUAGCUUACGUUGCCAUUAUCGAAGUCUGGAUAGGGAUUAUAUUUCUCCAAACUGUUUACUGCUACGGAAUGAUAUUUUAUGCAGCCAAUCAGCAUCAACGCCAGAUCAUAAAGGACCAAUCACGUUUUCCAACUUUAGAAUUUGUCGGAUUAUACAAAAAAGAACACGAAAACAUAGAAUUUCUUCAAAGUAAACAACAAAAAAAAUGUAAAAUGCAUCCGAAUUGUUCCAAAACUGACUGCCAUUUGAAAAUUGUUAAAACAGCCAUAAUAAUCCUUGGAAUGUAUUUUCUUGUAUGGAUUCCCGCCCUGUCAUUGCCGCUUGUGAUGUCAAUUAAAAAGAACAAUGACGAUAUUUGGAUUUAUAUGACAUUACAUUAUUGUUGCUUUAUUUUAAUACUCUUACAAGCUUGCAUCAACCCUGUUAUCUACACAUACAGAAUGAAGACCUUUCGGAGAGCGUUUCAGAAAAUCCUUCUGAAAAACAAUAUAAAAGAUUUAAAUGAUGAGUCUAAUACAUGCGAAACGACUCCGAAUUUGAAAUGACUCAUACAGUUAUCGUCUAGUCUAUACUAUACAUUAAAGCCAUUGGAACCUCAUGAUAUAAAAUGUCAAGUAAAAAUGAAAACUCCAUUUUGCCUGCUGUUUGUGAUUAGAUAUGAUUGAUUAUUAUUUGUAAUAACUGCCUCAGUGCCAAAAAUAUGAAUGUAACUCAUCAGGUAUUAUGACGAUUCUUAUGAAUAGAUAAAUUUAAUAAACAUGCAAACAGCCAAUACAUGUAUGAAUAAACCCUGGUAUUUCCAAUAGUUUCAUCUUGUACUAGGUAGUCUAGCUACAGGCCUCUGUGACCCCCUCCCCUUCUUGACUGAACACCUUCUCACACAGAGUUGUAGGGGGGGGGGGGUACAACGGCUUGUAACGAGACUAAGUACUAAACUCUCAAUUUUUUUAAUUGAC
Messenger RNA from Owenia fusiformis, 2217 nucleotides. NCBI's taxonomy places the organism in Eukaryota, Metazoa, Annelida, Polychaeta, Sabellida, Oweniidae. The record is from the annotation of a GenBank genome assembly.